CUUCCACUCGAUUAUUACAUCACCCAGCAAAUAUCUCGAAACACCCUCCGCAAAUAUGUUGGAAUCCUUCGAAAUCCUCGACACCUCGGGUGUAGUUCUCUGGUCAAAGUCCUACGCCCCUGUGGGUGCCCACGUGGUCAACAGUCUUAUCAGUGAUGUUUUCAUCGAAGAAAAGGCCCAGAUUCAAGGCCCCAAUAGUACCUCGCCAACUUUCAGAAAGGAGAAGUAUACCUUGAAGUGGAAGAGAGUCAAGGAAUUCAAUCUCAUUUUUGUGGCCGUCUACCAGUCUAUUCUACAGCUGGGCUGGAUCGACAAACUCCUCGAUAAUAUCGCUACCCUGUAUAUUGACCUUUACAAAGAUCAACUGAGAAGCACUCGCGCAAGGAUAGUGCAAUACCCGUUCGACAAAUACUUUGACCAGCAAGUGCGCGAGCUCGAGGGCAGCUCGGGAUUUGUCGCAUCGGAAAGUUCUGUGGCGAAUGCAGUUGAUAAGAAGGAUCCGCUUGUCUCGUCUGACAAUGGGGGCCCACCACCGCCAUCGGUCUCUGGCCUCAUCAAAGCGCAGCAACAAGCUGCGCUCGGCGGCGUGGUCACCUCAGAUGAGGGUACGCCACCCCAAACUCCAGACAUUUCGAGAUCGACAACCCCCGUUGCCGGUCAUAUCCUUACCGCCAAGCUAGGCCCCGGAGGUCGUAUGUCGCGCCGUGGACGCAAAGCCGCCAACUCCAGCGCCAAUGCUUCGUCCGGUGACGAGAAAGGCCGAAAGGAUAAGACUCCGAAGAGCGGAAAGAAAAUGCGUCGGUGGGAUGCAGAUGGUUUCGCCGAUGAGGAUGAUGGCCAGGUUCUGGACUACUCGGCCCCGGCUGAUGCUGAAGGCGCACAAGUGCUAGCGGUCGAGGCUGUCUCUGAAGAUUCAUGGGGUCGGAGAACUGGUAAAGGCCAGUUCGUGCUCAAGGACCUCGGAGAUGAGGUUCACUCGAUCCUUGAGAAUGCGGAGAGCGAGAAAUCGAAAGGUGCUGCUUCUUCCGGUCUCGUUGGCUCAGGCUUCAACGCCAUCGGUGGUCUCCUGCGGAACAUUGUCGGCGGUAAGGUUUUGACGGAAGCUGAUCUGGAAAAGCCCUUGAAAACGAUGGAAGAUCAUCUCCUGAAGAAGAACGUUGCGCGGGAAGCGGCGGUCCGGCUUUGCGACGGUGUCAAGCGCGAGCUUGUCGGGAAGAAGACGGCUAACUUUCAAAGUGUGGAUGCGGCUUUGCGUGUGGCCAUGGAAUCCUCCUUACGCAAGAUCCUGACACCAACAUCUUCUCUCGAUCUCCUUCGUGAGAUUGAUGCUGUCACAUCCCCCACGACCAAGGAGGCGACUCCCCGCCCCUAUGUCAUCUCGAUUGUUGGGGUGAACGGUGUCGGAAAAUCAACUAAUCUCGGAAAGAUUUGUUAUUUCUUGUUACAGAAUAACUACCGUGUUCUGAUUGCGGCCUGUGACACUUUCCGGUCCGGUGCAGUGGAGCAGCUCCGUGUUCAUGCCCGCAACCUCAAGGAGCUUAGCCAGCGUGAGACUGCUGGUGAAGUGGAACUCUACGAGAAGGGUUACGGCAAGGACGCAGCGAACGUCGCCAAGGACGCUGUGGAAUACGGCGCAGCCAACAAGUUCGAUGUUGUCUUGAUCGAUACUGCAGGCCGCCGCCACAACGAUCAGCGUCUCAUGUCGUCUUUGGAGAAGUUUGCCAAGUUCGCUAAGCCCGAUAAGAUCUUCAUGGUCGGCGAAGCACUCGUUGGUACGGACAGUGUGAUGCAGGCCCGUAACUUCAACCAGGCCUUUGGUACGGGACGAAACCUUGACGGCUUCAUUAUUAGUAAAUGUGACACUGUGGGUGAUAUGGUAGGCACUCUGGUUAGCAUGGUUCACGCGACGGGUAUCCCAAUUGUCUUUUUGGGUGUUGGUCAACACUAUGGUGACUUAAGAGGGCUGAGUGUCCCUUGGGCUGUCAACCUGUUGAUGAAGUGAGUAUCCUUGUGCGAGUCAAGGUUCUAACGCUAGGAUGAUGAUGAUGCUAUAGCUAGUCUUUUUCAAACAAUUAGAGAAUAAUUUUUGGGACAAAAUGCCAGUUGAAUACUGCACACAUGACCUGGCAAGGUCUCUUCUAUGCGAGUAGUCGUCAGUCCAUCCAACUCAAACCAC
Messenger RNA from Aspergillus aculeatus ATCC 16872, 2176 nucleotides. RefSeq names its product signal recognition particle receptor subunit alpha. Gene Ontology annotation, biological process: SRP-dependent cotranslational protein targeting to membrane. The record is from RefSeq and is a predicted model, not a curated record. The coding region runs from base 56 to 2002 and encodes 648 amino acids. The transcript has 3 exons. Gene Ontology annotation, molecular function: GTP binding; signal recognition particle binding; GTPase activity. Gene Ontology annotation, cellular component: signal recognition particle receptor complex; endoplasmic reticulum membrane. NCBI's taxonomy places the organism in Eukaryota, Fungi, Ascomycota, Eurotiomycetes, Eurotiales, Aspergillaceae.